Molecule: messenger RNA, 2326 nt
Organism: Neolamprologus brichardi
Lineage: Eukaryota; Metazoa; Chordata; Actinopteri; Cichliformes; Cichlidae
Gene: scn1ba
Product: sodium channel, voltage-gated, type I, beta a
Biological process (GO): regulation of heart rate by cardiac conduction; sodium ion transport; regulation of sodium ion transmembrane transporter activity
Cellular component (GO): voltage-gated sodium channel complex
Molecular function (GO): sodium channel inhibitor activity; transmembrane transporter binding
Source: RefSeq, a predicted model, not a curated record
CGUUCUCCAUCCCUCUGCUGCUGUAAUGCAUAAUACCCUCCUCCUCCUCCUCCAUGCACCUCCCCCCCAGCCUUCACCCAUCCCAAAGACUGAUUAGCGCCGCAUCCUUGCGCUGACACGUCACGUAAUUUCUGGAGCUCUGUGUGUGUGUUUGUGUGUCCUCACUCAGGAAUGUGAAGCUCUGCUCGUUCUUAAAGGUCGAAAAGAAGAUUUUCUCCCCUUGUGUGAUCGUGAAAUCUCUCCGAUGUGGGAGAGAGACCAUCUCUAACCUGUCAGUAGAAGGAGGCGCUUCGAGGAACUCAGGAAGGAGCGCAGGAUUUCUCCUCCAGAGGAGGUUUCUUUGUACAGGUAAACGGGACUACGUUUGUUUCACAGGGAGAACAGACGGCCAGUAGGGCGCUGACGGUUCGGGUUCGACAGAUUCGCGCUGUGAGACCGGAGGUGAGUUUAAAGACGGCUGCACUGCUGGAACGCACAGCGGGAAACGCGCACUUUUCCCAGAAACGCGCGGGAUCACCGCCCGGUGCGUGCCACCUGUGCAGCUCAUGCGCAGACAGCAGCCAAACCACGCAUAUGUGCGCGCACAGCGGGUGAUUUCAUAAGAGGGAAACCACAAGACUCUUCCCCGAAAGGUUCUGCAGACAGCAAUAACUCCGAGAGACGCGAUACUGAGUCUUCCAAAGCCAAAGAGAGGCGCACGCUUCCCACUGCUUCCACUUGGCCCAGCCGAGCUCCGCUCCUCCGUUUUUAAACUCAGGUUGCCCACGAGGACAAAGUCAGCUCGGUGUUUCUCGUGGAUUCAUGAAUGCAACAUUUUGAAAGACUCUCGAGCUGCGCAGUCAUCACCAGCUCUCACAAACUUCACGUCUUCCAUUCCCAGCACUGUUUCCAUCAUCCCCCACCAGCUGAGCGUCAAACACCGGGCUUCCAUUGGCUCUUACAUUGUGUGGUGCAUGCAGUGUCAAUAAGGAGACCCGAGGGUGUGCCGCGGAAUAUAAAUAGUUGAACAAAGAGGCCGAAACCUGAGACCUGGUCUGAUUCUUCCCUCUGGUAACUCUAGAUGCUCAAACACUGAGAGGCGCACGAACGAACUGCUGCUGAUGUGAGCUGUUGUUGAACCAGGAGCAGAGCAAGAGGAGGACCCACCCACACCACCCACCCCUCAGAUAAACAGGAGGCGACUUUUAGUCACAGUUGGGACGUCUUUGGUGUGUUUAUGCUCUGAGGGUUUCCAGAUCUGUCCUGUCUGUGUAUGUGUGUGUCUGUGUGUGCACUGUUGAGAGACGCCACCACCCCUCUGUCCUCUGUCAGGAUGUCCGCGGUGAAGGAGCUGCUGCUGCUGCUGCCUCUGGUCCUCCUGCCACUUGAAGCUCCGCUGUGCCACGGGGCCUGCGUGGAAGUGGACUCGGACACAGAGGCUGUUGUCAACGACGGCUUCAAGCUGGGCUGCAUCUACUGUAAGAUGAGAGGCGAGGUGGAUGCCACGGCCAAAGUCCAAUGGUCCUUCAAGGGCUCAGGCGACAGCAACUUCUCAGACCUGUACAUUUAUAAAGAUGAACCCGGCGAGAUCAUUGACCCACGUUUCUACAAGCGUCUGGACUGGAACGGCAGCAAACAUACCAGGGACCUGCAGGAUGGCUCCAUCUACAUCCUCAACGUGACCUACAAUGACACUGGAACCUACAAAUGCAAAUUUAGCCGGACCCUCAGAUACAGCAACUAUGCCUACGAAAAGACCAAAGAGAAGAACAUCACCAUUAAUGUGGUUGCACGGCUUACCCGGGGAAUGGCGUCCAUCUUGUCUGAGGUGAUGAUGUACGUCUCCAUCAUCGGGCUGCAGUUCUGGCUCUUGGUCGAGAUGAUUUACUGCUACAGGAAGAUCUCGGCAGCAGGAGAGGAAGCUCUGAGAGAGAGCGCGGAGGAGUAUUUAGCUAUAGCAUCGGAAAGUAAAGAUAAUUGUGCAGGUGCACAAGUGGCAGAAUAGCACGGUUCGGGGAAACGUUCAAGGCGGCUUCUUUGAGGAGUUGCUCGUCCUCUUGUGUGCCCUCUCCUCCUCUCACCAUCCUCUCCACAAGCUGGAAACAUGGAACCACAGCGAGGAGAAAGAUCUUCAUGGAAAGUUUUUUUUUUUCUAAAGUGACUUUCUGCAGCAGGAUGAAGGACGAACGUUCAGAGGGAACGCACAGAUGCAUCAGGUCUUUGUUAAGCUGGACAGAGGGAGGGAGUCAUGCUGUAUAUAGGUGUAUACGUCUGCACAGAACACAUGUAGGGUCUAUUAUACGCUAUGUAUUCACUAACUGCAUGAUUACAAGCUUAUCAAGAAAUA